This is a messenger RNA of Lemur catta (Ring-tailed lemur), 438 nucleotides long. RefSeq names its product MHC class II transactivator-like. NCBI's taxonomy places the organism in Eukaryota, Metazoa, Chordata, Mammalia, Primates, Lemuridae. The record is from RefSeq and is a predicted model, not a curated record. The transcript has a single exon. Bases 121 to 438 code for a protein of 105 amino acids.
UGCAACAAACUGCAGAGGUUCCCUCGUCCUGAUUUUCACUUCAUGUUUUGGAUGCUGCAGGUCGGGUGAGCGGAGAUCCCGGGCUCCGGCCCAGGCAGCUGCCCUGCCUCCGGUGCUGCCAUGAAUCACUUCCAGGCCAUCCUGACUCAGGUCCGAAGGCUGCUGUCCAGCUACCGUCCCAGCCAGGUGCAGACCUUCCUGGACAGCCUGCUGAAGGAGGAGCUGCUCUCCAGGGAAUACCACUGUGCCCUGCUCCACGAGCCUGACACGGAGGCUCUGGCCAGGAAGAUCUCCUUGACCCUGAUGGAGAAGGGAGACCUGGACGUGGCCCUCCUGGGGUGGGCCUGGAGUGGGCUGCAGGCCCCGGCGGCCAAGAGGAGCCCCAUCCAUAGGGACCAUGGUGGUAAGUUGGCACCCCUUUCGCUCAAGGAGCAAUGA